CUGACCACGCCCACCACCGGGCGCGGCCGUGACGUCACGCCCCGCGCGCCUGCCGCCCCCUGGCGGCGCGCGCUGUGACGUGGCGCUUCCGGCGCGGGCGGCGGCGGCGGGAGGCGCUCGGGGAUGGCCUGACCCUGCCCCGCUGCGCACCGAGGCGCUGCGGGACCCUCGGGACCCUCCGGGACCCUGCGGAGCCGCGGCCGGGCCCGGUGCGGUGAGCGCAGCGCUGCCGGUUCGGCGUCCCGGGAGCGCGGAGGAGGAGAGCCCGCCGCGAGGAGCCGCCGGCCCGCGGGCACCGCUGCGAGCCCGACGGCGGCACCGGGGGUGGCGGAGAUGGAGCCCCCGGCCGCCCCGCUCAUCCCGGGGGUCGGGGACGAGGUGACGCUGCUGGCCGGGCUGGCCGCGCUGGCGCUGGCGCUGGUGCUGGCCUGGCUCUCCACGUACGUGGCGGACGGCGGCAGCCCCGGCCCGCUGCUGGGCCCCGGGGACGCGGCCGUCAUCCGCCUCGGGCCGCCCGCCGAGCCCGCGGAGCCGCCCGGGCCCCCCGAGGGCGCGGAGGAGAAAGCGGAGGAGGAGCGGGGGGCGGACGGCGGGACCCCCGGGCCCGGCCCGGAGCAGCGGCCGGAGGCGCGGGGCUCGCCCCGGGAGCCCGCCGAGCCCGGUGCCGCCGCGGCGGCGGGGGACGCUUCCCCCGGCCUCAUCACGAUCCGCCUCAAGUUCCUCAACGACACCGAGGAGGUGGCGGUGGCGCGGCCCGAGGACACCGUGGGGAUCCUCAAGAGCAAAUACUUCCCGGGCCAGGAGAGCCAGACGAAGCUCAUCUACCGCGGGCAGCUGCUGCAGGACCAGGCGCGCACGCUGCGCUCGCUCCGCAUCACCGACAACUGUGUCAUCCACUGCCACCGCUGCCGGGGGCCCGCCGCGGCCGCCCCCGCCCUGCCCGAGCCCGGCCCCGCCGCCCCGGGGCUGCCGCUGGCCGGGGGCACGCUGAUGGUGCCCACGGUGAUGGUGGUGCUGGCGCUGGGCUGGUAUUUCCGCAUCAACUACCGGCAGCUCUUCACGGCCCCGGCCACCGUGUCGCUGAUCGGUGUCACCGUGCUCGUCACCUUCCUGGCCUUCGGCGUGUACGGGCACGCGGGCUGAGGCACGGCGGGGUGCCCGUGCCAGCCUCGCUGCCGGACUUUGCCCCCCAAAAAGGGGCUGUGCCCCCCGGAGCUGCGCUGCCCCUGCCCGGCUGUGGGGAGUGGGGCAGCGAGGGAAGGGGUCGUGGCUUCUCCCCAAGGACUUUUUAAUGCCAAUAAAGGGUGUCGGGUCA
Messenger RNA from Passer domesticus (house sparrow), 1315 nucleotides. RefSeq names its product transmembrane and ubiquitin like domain containing 2 (gene TMUB2). The coding region runs from base 334 to 1143 and encodes 269 amino acids. The transcript has 3 exons. The record is from RefSeq and is a predicted model, not a curated record. Gene Ontology annotation, molecular function: protein binding. Lineage: Eukaryota; Metazoa; Chordata; Aves; Passeriformes; Passeridae.